This is a messenger RNA of Penicillium pulvis, 4086 nucleotides long. Its product is annotated as putative ABC multidrug transporter. The transcript is spliced from 14 exons. Bases 1 to 4086 code for a protein of 1361 amino acids. The record is from RefSeq and is a predicted model, not a curated record. Gene Ontology annotation, biological process: transmembrane transport. Lineage: Eukaryota; Fungi; Ascomycota; Eurotiomycetes; Eurotiales; Aspergillaceae. Gene Ontology annotation, molecular function: ABC-type transporter activity; ATP hydrolysis activity; ATP binding. Gene Ontology annotation, cellular component: membrane.
AUGGAGACUCCCUCAUCUGGUACCGCAACACCAGUCGAUGUGGAAAAUGGCGUUAAUGGGAUUCGAAAGAGACUCACCAUCACUUUCCGUGACUUGAAUGUCCGGGUGACAGCACCGGAUGCCGCCCUUGGGAGCACUUUGUUAUCCCGAGUUGACCCUCGUCAGCUUGCAGGCUUAUUCAAACGAGACAAAUUUCCCAAAAGAACUAUAUUGAAAAACGUUUCUGGCCAGGUGAAGCCUGGAGAAAUGCUUCUGGUUCUUGGGCGCCCAGGAUCGGGAUGUACUUCGCUUCUUAGGGUCCUGUCCAAUGACCGAGACACCUUCGAUGAAAUCAGUGGCGAGACUCGUUAUGGAAGCAUGGAUCACAAAACUGCAGAACAGUUUCGUCAACAGAUUAUGUUCAACAAUGAGGAUGAUCUUCAUUUCCCUACGCUUACCGUGAAUCGGACCAUGAAGUUCGCUUUGCGCAAUAAAAUUCCUAACGAGCGACCCGAAGAGCUCCGCAACCGGAAGGACUUUGUGCAGGAAAAGCGAGACCAGAUCCUCGACUCAUUGGGUAUCGGUCACACAAAGAAGACUCUUGUUGGUAAUGAGUUUAUUCGUGGAGUUUCUGGAGGUGAGCGCAAACGUGUUUCGCUGGCUGAACUCAUGGCGGGUCAGAGUCCGGUCCAGAUGUGGGACAAUCCGACCCGUGGUCUGGAUUCCAAGGCUGCGGUGGAAUUCGCUCGAAUGCUGCGUCGUGAAGCCGAUGAGAAUGACAAGACAAUUAUUGCAACAACUUACCAGGCAGGAAAUGGCAUCUUCGACGAAUUCGAUAAGAUCCUCGUUCUGGCUGAUGGAAGAGUCACCUAUUACGGUCCACGUGAGCUAGCGAAAGCCUACUUUGAGGAGAUGGGCUUCGACUUUCCCAAGGGAGCGAACAUUGCCGAUUACUUGACGUCUGUCACUGUAAUGACCGAACGUAUUGUGCGUCCCGGUUGGGAGGAAAAGGUACCCAACACGCCAGAGGAGUUUGAAUCACGAUACCAGAACAGCCCGGUCUGUCGGUCCCAGUUGGAUACCAUGGAGUCCCCGGACAAGCUUGGUUAUGAGACAGAUGAUCUCAAAGUCGCCGUAUCGAGCGAGAAGCGAAAGCAGCAUCUUCCCCGCGAACAAAGUGUCUACACUGCAGGUCUCUGGGAUCAAGUUGGAUCUUGUACGGUUCGCCAAUUUCAAAUCAUGUGGGGAGACAAAUUUUCCCUAGUCGUCAGAGUUUGCUCGGCCAUCAUCCAGGCUCUAGUGUGUGGGUCUCUCUUUUACAACCUCGCCGAUGACAGUUCUUCAAUUUUCUUGCGCCCGGGAGUGCUCUUCUUUCCAGUGCUUUACUUUCUGCUGGAGUCAAUGUCUGAAACCACCGGCUCGUUUAUGGGCCGCCCCAUUCUCUCACGUCAGAAACGGUUUGGAUUUUACCGGCCUACUGCCUUCUGUAUCGCCAACGCGAUCACAGAUAUCCCCGUUGUUAUCAUUCAGGUCACAUGCUUUUCUUUGAUUCUUUACUUCAUGGCAGCAUUGCAGAUGAAUGCUGCCCGAUUCUUCACUUUCUGGAUCAUUGUCAUCGUACAAACGCUGUGUUUCAUCCAGCUUUUCCGCGCGGUUGGUGCAGUUUGCAAAAGAUUCGGAGAUGCAUCCAUGAUCAGCGGACUUCUUUCGACCGUGUUUUUUGUCUAUGGAGGUUAUUUGAUUCCAUUCCAGAAGAUGCAUGUUUGGUUUCGCUGGAUCUUUUACCUCAACCCAGGAGCUUACGCAUUCGAGGCGCUUAUGGCCAAUGAGUUUGUCGGACGUGAACUAAAGUGCAUUGAGCCUGACUACAUUCCCUAUGGCGAAGGCUAUCCAAGUUCAGUAUCUGAUUAUCGGGGGUGCUCUGUCCCUGGAAGUACCGAUGGCAUAAUCAGCGGAGCCGCUUACAUCCGAGAGCAGUAUAGCUAUUCUGAUGGCCAUAUCUGGCGAAGCUUUGGAGUGAUUGUCGGUUUCUGGUUCUUCUUCAUUUUUUUGACAUCAGUCGGGUUUGAGCUAGUAAACAGCCAGAGUGGAUCCUCUGUGCUGCUAUAUAAACGUGGCAGCCAGAAAGCACGACAGGGGGAUGUGGAAAAGUCCCCUUCCGGCAAGCAGCCAACUGAUAUGACCGCCUUGUCCGGCUCAGUAAAGCAGUCUACCUUCACCUGGAGUAACCUUGACUAUCAUGUGCCAUUUCACGGGGAGCAGAAACAGCUUUUGAACAAAGUUUUUGGUUUUGUCAAGCCUGGCAACUUGGUUGCUUUGAUGGGCGCCUCUGGUGCUGGAAAGACUACGCUAUUGGAUGUUCUUGCCCAACGAAAAGAUUCUGGAGAAAUCCAUGGAUCCAUCCUCAUUGAUGGCCGGCCUCAAGGUAUCAGUUUCCAACGCACGACCGGUUACUGUGAGCAACAGGAUGUGCACGAGAGCACGGCAACGGUCAAAGGGGCGCUAAUAUUUUCCGCCCUCCUCCGUCAACCUGCCACUGUCACUGAGGAGGAAAAAAUUGCAUACGUGGAUCAUAUCAUUAAUCUCCUGGAGCUUGAAGAGAUCAGCGAUGCUCUGAUUGGAGUGCCCGGGGCUGGUCUGAGUAUCGAACAGCGGAAACGUGUGACCUUGGGUGUCGAGCUCGUGGCUAAGCCUACCUUGCUGUUCUUGGACGAACCUACGUCAGGUCUUGAUGGUCAGAGUGCGUACAAUAUUGUGCGCUUUCUCAGGAGACUCGUGGAAGGAGGGCAGGCUAUUCUGUGUACGAUUCAUCAACCAUCUGCUGUCCUGUUUGACGCGUUUGAUGGUCUCUUGCUACUCGCCAAAGGUGGCAGGAUGACAUAUUUCGGUGAAACUGGCAAGGACUCUGGAAAGAUCCUGGACUACUUCUCUCGCAACGGUGCACCUUGUCCGCCGGAUGCUAACCCGGCCGAGCACAUCAUUGAGGUGGUUCAAGGUGGUACAACGCAGCAGAUUGACUGGGUUGAUGUCUGGAAUGAAUCUCCUGAGCGCAAACAAGCCCUGAAAGAACUGGAAUCUCUCAACGCAAUAGGUCUAGCUGAUCCUGACUAUGUGGAAGAUACUGCGAAUUACGCUACUUCGCACUGGUAUCAAUUCAAAUUGGUGUCAAAACGCCUCAGUAUUCAAAUUUGGCGCUCUCCGGAUUACAUGUGGAAUAAGAUCAAUCUUCACAUCUUCGCAGCACUCUUCAGCGGUUUCACUUUUUGGAAUAUUGAAGAUGGUACUUUCUCUCUCCAGUUGCGGCUUUUCGCUAUUUUCAACUUUAUUUUCGUUGCCCCGGGAUGCAUCAAUCAAAUGCAACCUUUCUUCCUGCACAAUCGGGAUAUUUUUGAGACCCGUGAAAAGAAGUCCAAAACCUACCACUGGAUUGCCUUCAUUGGUGCUCAGGCAGUCACCGAGAUCCCAUAUCUUAUCAUCUGUGCCACACUUUACUUCGUUUGCUUCUACUUCACAGCGUCAUUCCCCAUUACUUCCAGCAUUUCAGGCCAGUUUUAUCUUCAAAUGAUCUUCUACGAGUUCCUAUACACAUCUAUUGGUCAGGCUAUCGCGGCAUAUGCUCCAAAUGAGUACUUCGCUGCUGUGAUGAACCCAGUCUUGAUCGGAGCAGGCUUGGUCAGUUUCUGUGGAGUCGUGGUUCCAUAUGCUUCAAUGCAGGCCUUCUGGCGCUACUGGCUCUACUACCUUGAUCCCUUCACAUACCUCGUUGGUGGACUUUUGGGUGAGGUCCUCUGGGAUGUCAAGGUUCAAUGUGAGCCCUCGGAGUAUAUCACCUUUAGCGCUCCGUCCGCACAGACCUGUGGUGAAUAUAUGGCCGAUUUCCUUCUGUCGGAACCUGGUUAUUUACUGGACUCAAACGCCACUGGCACAUGCUCCUUCUGCCAAUACUCUACCGGUGCAGACUACGCCAAGACCUUCAAUAUCAAGGAGAAAUACUAUGCAUGGAGAGAUACUGGAAUUACGGCAUUGUUCUGCAUCACUUCUUAUGCCUUGGUAUUCACUAUGAUGAAGCUUCGAAGCAAGAAGACAAAGAGUGCUCGCUCUGAAUAG